UAUACAAGAAAAGGCUGCAGGUUUGCUGGGCAUUUCAUUUUAAGGUCAUUGCUGGCUUAUGUGUGUAUUAAUAUCAAGAUUUUCUGUGUGUGUAUGGGAGAUAAAGGUUGAUGAGGCUGGUCUUGGCCCUCGUGACUUUAUCUCAUGUUUCCAUCUCAUCAUCACUUUCAGUAAGAGCUUCCUCUUACCUCGUCUCUCUGCCAUAUGAGCACUUCAGCAACACACUUGAUACUCGCCCUUUAUUCACUUUGAUUCUCCUGGAAACAGGUUGUUUUUUAAAUAACAGACUAAAGAAGCAGAUUUGGACUUAUUGUUUUUCCACACAGAGACGAUGGGAGCAUCAGGAAUAUCCAUUAAAGCGCACGCCAGCUGUCACCACUUUAAUUCCCCCUGUUCCCGACAGUAGGAAAAAGCUAUACACAGCUGGCAGCCCCCUUCUCAUUUCUGGUCCUCGAGCCCUUCUGGGACAGAGGCAAUAGGCAUUUUGUACGGCCCACUUUUAGACUCCAUUGGAUGGUGGGUUCUUGAAUGGAUGCAGAUCAAUGGAAACAGUAUGCGCAUACUCUAUUUGAAGACUGGGGGGGUGGUGUUUGUAAUACCCAAGGACAGUACACCUUCAAUGAGGAAUGAGGCUCAAUCCGUCAUCAGAAUUGACUCUGCCUCACAAUGGCUGACUGUGACCGGAUGCCCCAGGAUACAGGUUUUACCUUGAUCAUGUGAUGUGACUCCCCUGCCAGUUCGUUGCCAUCUCUCAUAGGGGCAUCAUGACCCGUCGGCUGAGUAGCUCCACUCGUUCCCACACCGAGGACUCCAUCUUCCUGAGGCCUGAUGAGGAUCCCGUUUGGCUAGACGAGCCCACAAAGACUGAAAAAAUUGGCGACGGAGCCCUUAAAAAAGACGGGCUCCUAGAAUGUAAAGAUGGAACCGCUGAGGGCCAAAACCCCCAAGAGGAAGUGUUUUUACGCAAGGUGUACACACUGGUGAUUGAACUCCACUGCUGGGCAGCACUGUUUAUCACUUCCCAAAUCUUGGGGUACUGGAUAUUUUUUGUGGUGGAUGGAAAUGGGCCACUCUCUUCCAUCUACAAAGCCCUGCAGGUCAUUGACUUCUACCUGGGGUUCAUCUUACCCUGCCACCCUAUUUUUGGAACGGAUUCAGUGGUGAUGAGGGAUGUGGUAAACACCACAGAGCACAAUUGGAUUGUUCAUGGCACUGCAGGCAUCGGCGUGGCCAUCUGUGUAGUCAUGAUCAUCCACCUGGUGUGCAAGUGGAAUUAUGGCUCUGGCUUGUGGUCAUCAGGAACUGUGUCGAGGGACAUUGGUGAUCGACGUCAGUCUGUGAGCCGUCAGCCCUCUUUCACCUUGUCAGAGUGGACAGAUGCCCAGGAGGAUCUGAUAGACCUGGACCCGGUGCCCCAGACUCCAGUAUUUGAUAUAGGUGCAGAUACCAGGACGGAGGGAGAUGCUGCCACCCUUACUGUCACACCAGUGGGGCUUCAGGAGAGGAGAGGCUCCAAUGUUUCCCUGACCUUGGACAUGUGCACACCAGGCUGCACAGAGCCCUAUGGCUACGGAGCCCAACUCUCUCCAAGAGACCAGUCGGCCCAGGAGUAUCUCCGACAGGGAACGCACGUCCUGACCCCUGCCAUGCUACACACAAGGGCCAUGGACGACCAGAGCCUGCAGGCUGAGUUUUAUGAAACUCCCAUGAACUUUGUGGACCCUAAGGAGUACAAUUACCCAGGGCUGGUGAGAAAGAAUCGCUACAAAACAAUUUUACCCAACACGCACAGCAGAGUGAUCUUGAAGUCACAGGAUGAAGAUGAUUUUCUUUUUACCUAUAUCAACGCUAAUUAUCUCAAAGGUUAUGGGGGCGAGGAGCGUGCAUACAUUGCUACCCAGGGUCCCACUGUGAACACAGUGGGGGAUUUAUGGAGGAUGGUGUGGCAAGAGAGGACCCCAAUCAUAGUGAUGAUCACCAACCUGGAGGAGAAGAAUGAGAAAUGUGCUGAGUACUGGCCCGAGGACACUGUGACACACGAAGGCAUCGAAAUCACUGUGGUCAAGGUGACCCAGGAGGAUGACUACAGUCUGAGGGUGUUUACUCUGAAGUGCGGGGAAGAGGAGCGCACUCUGCGGCAGUACUGGUACACUUCCUGGCCUGAUCAGAAGACCCCAGACAAGGCUCCACCCCUGCUGGAGCUGGUGCAGGAAGUGGAAAGGGCCCGUGAGGAAGCCCUGCCCUCCAGUGGCCCUAUAAUUGUCCACUGCAGUGCUGGAAUUGGUCGAACUGGCUGCUUCAUUGCCACCUCCAUCCUGUGCAAGCAGCUGAGGACUGAGGGUGUAGUUGACAUCCUGAGAACCACCUGCCAGCUCCGUCUGGACAGGGGUGGCAUGAUACAGACGUGUGAGCAGUACCAGUUUGUGCAUCACGUCCUGAGCUUGUAUGAGAAGCAGCUUUCUCAAACUGCUGAGGAGUAGAUGGAGCACAACAGCCACACCCAGACCGAGACACACCACUGUACACGUAACCGCCUCAGGUGGUAUGCACCACUGUACCUAACAUCAUCUCAAUCUCACCCUUUAACAAGUUCAAACCAUGUUAUUCUCUUCACUCAAGGCAGGGUCACUCAAACAGAACUGAAUCUGUGCUAAUUGUGCGUGGUUGAGUAGAACAAAUAUAGAGGAGGUGUGAUUUGAGAUAACUCACCUGAAAAUAGUAGUAACGCAGUCCCAUCGAUCCACAUGUUCUUGAUAAGUUGAAGCAGUCACACCUAAAAUAAUCCAAGCCAGCACUCUCGCCUUCAUUUCAUUUGCACUGCUAAGGUUUCCAUCACACCACUGCACAUUAGUCUCCGUCAUCGAGGCCUUGUUUUGCACUUGGUCUAAAACAGCUUCCUCGUGUAAUGAUUGUACAGUUAUCGAAAGGUUAGACUGGAAGUGAAGUAUAAUCAGAUGGCCUGCAGUGGUGUGACUUACCUGUAAGGAAAUGAAAGAAAGUAUGUGUUGACAAUAAGGGCCCUUUACAGUAUAAGUGCCAGCAUCGUUUAAAUCUACAGAGAUAAUCAAAUGCCAGCCUAAUAUUUAACUAUACUGAUAUAAAAGUUCAUAUGAAAUGUAAAAGUAAAUGACGUCUAGCCUUUUCUCUCAAUUUCAAUGUAAAAAAAAAAAAAAAAAAAAAUCAUUACAGAAGGCCUGUCUCAACUUUUGCUGCAUUCAAGAGUCACCUCAUCUUCAGGUUGCAUGGUGCUAAGUGUUCAUUAAAGGCAUGUGCAAUGUUAUGGAACAUAGGAAUGUAUAACGAUUAGGUUAUUAACUAACUAAUUAGGAUUUCUGUGCAAUCUACAGUAUUACAGUUUUACCAUGCUGCCUGUGCAGUCCUCAUGGCCCAUGAUGUUUACAGUAAACAACUUCUGCAUUAAGGCCACAUAGACGUUAACUCAGAGGCGUCACAGAGCCAGGGAUACUGAGGGGACAGAGGCCAGAAAUAGAAACACACCAUUAGAAAAAUCAAUGCAGGAGCUCCGGAGAAUCCAUUGUGCACAAUCGACGUUUCCAGUGACAAACACGGGAGGAUGUAAUGAAGAGGAAAGCAAAAAAAAAAAAAAAGUUGCAUAAACAAUACACCAUAAACAUAAGGAUAUUCUUGUAAAUGUCCAAUUUUCUAUCAUGAAGCUUGUUGCCCUCAGAGUUUCAAGUUCUGCAAUGCCUCUGCUUUAAACAGUAGCUUGAACACAUCUGUGAAGUAAGAAGCCCAUGAUUGUUGUAUAGACAGGCCAGGCCUAAUCUGUAUGAAGCACAAUAGACCAACAAAGGUUGUCUCUCCGAUGUUCAGCUGUAAAAGUUCUUUUUUCUGUAUUGUGUUUUGAUUGUGUUGAGUUUAAUGGAUUGCAUGUGCUGUAUGGGACUCCAUAGGUCCACAAUCAAAGCGACGUGAUUGGUUGUCCUGCUUUUUGUUGUGUAAAAGGGUUUAAGCCUAUUAUUAUUGCUUGCUCUCGGCCAAUGCUUUUGAUACAGUUUGCUUUUGUGAAACCAACCAGAGAUAUUUUUAGAACAUUUUGAUACAAUCCUUUCGAGUAGAUGCCUUGUGUAUAUUUCCGUUUACACCAUGAUGGAAUGUAGCUCAUACUGUGGAUCAAACCAUCGGUUUAUAUUGCAAGAUUUAACGGAACAAAAUGUGACAACUACCUAAGUUACCUUACAGUACAGAAGAUAAAUAGAUUAUGUUCAGUCUUCAGUAUUAUUACUUUAGGUCUUUAGGCUUUGCUUUAAUAUGCUUUGCUUUCUGUGUACGUUUUUAUCGUUUUCUUGGAGAAUUUUACCUCAGACUGAGUUUUCACACAGUCCCCACUCUAUUCUAUCUGUGACUCGAGGCCACUCUCAGUUGACAACACGAGAAAUAAUCGCUAUGUGUAAGGCAGCUAAAACAGUGAAGACAGUUUUCUACAAAAAGUCAAACAACUUCUAUCUUGACUAUCAUGACGCUUCAGAUCAGUGGCCCCGGACGUUAUCAGAGGAUGAACUUACCAGAGUGGGCUCGGACCGCUUUAUAAAUAAGACAUCAGCCGGGAGAAUAUAACUGCCAAAAUGACCUUUUACAGCAGCACCUGGUUGAGACAGACAAGAAAGGCUACAGUGUAUUGUCAGGCAUGUGACAUAAUCCUCUGAUAAUCUCCAGUCUACUUGAUUGAAAAGCUUCUAUUUUGAGUGUUUGUUGUCCGUGCUUACUUGGACUUCUUCUGAAGAUCAAAAUGGGGAUGACUUAAUAGCCAAACAGUCAGACGUACAACCAACCAGCAAUCAGUAUUCCUCUCCUCUGCUACAGUAUCGCUUUAAGUUGUGACUUUUUGCAUCCAAAUAAAGAUAGAUU
Pundamilia nyererei is the source of this 4869-nucleotide messenger RNA. Its product is annotated as protein tyrosine phosphatase non-receptor type 5. Gene Ontology annotation, molecular function: protein kinase binding; protein tyrosine phosphatase activity. Gene Ontology annotation, cellular component: cell junction; cytosol; plasma membrane. The coding region runs from base 765 to 2480 and encodes 571 amino acids. The transcript has 14 exons. NCBI's taxonomy places the organism in Eukaryota, Metazoa, Chordata, Actinopteri, Cichliformes, Cichlidae. Gene Ontology annotation, biological process: signal transduction; protein dephosphorylation. The record is from RefSeq and is a predicted model, not a curated record.